CCGACACUGCAGUAUUUGAAUUAUCACAUUUUUUUUAUAUUUUAUUUAUUUUGAUUAAAGCAAUUAAGAGUGAUUUUUCUGCUCAAAAUUUAGUAAUUAGGUUCAAAGAGCUUUUAUUUGCUUUUGUGUGUGGACUGUGGACAGGUACAAUUUAAUUUGAUCAAAGCAAUUAAGAGUGAUUUUUAUACCAUUUGGAUGGAGAUGGAUUCAAUGAUGGGAGGUGUACGUAUAGUAUGCCCAACAAGUGUAUAAGAGCAGGAUGGCUGGGGGAGUAGGAGAAGACACACAGAACAUGUUGCAUUUGCGAGUUAUGAAGAAUCAACAAUUAAGAAGAAAAAGAAGAUGGCGAGAGUGGAUGCAAAUUGCAAUGGUUUGAGGUUAAGUAAGUUUAAAAGAAUUCACUUUGAGGUCCAAAGAAUAAUUGGCUUUAAGUAUGUAAAACAUUUGCAUUAUUCCAACGUUUUCAGACGCAUGGAUUCGUUUAUAUGUUUUCGAUGGACUUUCAUUUUGGUCACUGCAGGCAAUGGAUCGGAGUUGGUUGGUAUCACUACCAGAAAGCAAAGCCAGUGGUGCCUCAGCAAGUAUGUUCUGAAUGUGACAGUGUCAAGAUUUCGCUUGAUGAAGUGAUAUAUAUUGUGCCAACGUUUUCGAGGCAUGAAUUCAUUUAUAUGAUUUCGAUGGGCUUUUGUUUUGGUGAGUGCAAUGGAGUUGGUAUCGCUACGAGAAGCAAAACCAGUGGUGCCUCAGCUUGGGUUGGAGAUGAAUGCAGUGUGGAGAAGAACAAGCAUGGAAGUGUUGAUUUUGAGGUGGCAAUAACGGUGGGGGAAGUAGUGGAGGUGUUUGCAGAAUUCCAUCCUUUGCAUACACUUUUUGUAUUUGAAAUGCAGAGGAACAGUGAUGGACAAGAAGGCCUUCCCUGCAAUUUCAUCAACCUCAAUUACAAGUGGUAGAGCAGCAUCAUGUUUGGGCUUAGCAUAUACUAUCUCAUAGUUUGUUAAAUUCAACCGAAAAGUGUUUGCAAUAAUCAAACUAUUGGUCUCCUCUUACAAGAAUCAUGUUUCGCCCACUCAAUUAUCUUUUGAGCAUUUUUCUUUUCUUUUUUAAUCCAUGUGUAUUGCAAGGAUGACAGAAUUUGACAUCAUCACUCUUUUGGAGUCCAUGCUAGUUUCAUUAUAACAAUAUUAAAGUAUCAUUUUAAUUCUACUAUAAUUUCAUUUGAUAA
Ipomoea triloba (trilobed morning glory) is the source of this 1222-nucleotide messenger RNA. RefSeq lists its product as uncharacterized. Bases 486 to 950 code for a protein of 154 amino acids. The record is from RefSeq and is a predicted model, not a curated record. Lineage: Eukaryota; Viridiplantae; Streptophyta; Magnoliopsida; Solanales; Convolvulaceae. The transcript is spliced from 3 exons.